Strongylus vulgaris is the source of this 381-nucleotide messenger RNA. The record is from the annotation of a GenBank genome assembly. NCBI's taxonomy places the organism in Eukaryota, Metazoa, Nematoda, Chromadorea, Rhabditida, Strongylidae.
AUAAAAGCCAUACGGCCUCAAAGCAAUCCUAUAGAGCGAGGGCAACCUUUCGAAGGCCAUUCGACAUACCAAGAUGGAUUCGUUCCAAAGGAAGGUAAACGCCAACGUUCUAUGCGUCCAAGCGAACGCAAUUAUUUGUCGACUAGUGCAUUUGAUGGUAAAACAACACAGAAGUCAGAUUACACUGCUAAAAUGGUUGAUAUAUGUCCAGCAGAGAAAGUGCUAUCCAGAAGGGAUAAGUCUUACGAGUUUUCUAAAACACGAAAUGGACACAACUUCUACCAUCAUCGUAUCACGCAUGCCAAUAAGGCCUACAGCACACUUGUUCCAGUGGCAUAAUUGCAUCUCGUUUCCCAAGAUAAUUAGUCUUACUUGUUGAAA